AUGAUCUUGUACGCUGGUUGUAUUGUAGUGGAGUCGAAGGAAACUAGCCGGCAAUUUAUUGUCUUAGCUACACUAUACACCGGCUUUCUACAAUGCCAUCGCUGGAGUCUGCUGCACCUCUUGGCAGGGUUUCAACUUAUCGAACCCAAAAACCAAUGA
This is a messenger RNA of Blumeria graminis f. sp. triticale, 159 nucleotides long. The record is from the annotation of a GenBank genome assembly. NCBI's taxonomy places the organism in Eukaryota, Fungi, Ascomycota, Leotiomycetes, Helotiales, Erysiphaceae.